This is a messenger RNA of Notolabrus celidotus (New Zealand spotty), 10077 nucleotides long. RefSeq lists its product as uncharacterized. NCBI's taxonomy places the organism in Eukaryota, Metazoa, Chordata, Actinopteri, Labriformes, Labridae. The transcript is spliced from 15 exons. The record is from RefSeq and is a predicted model, not a curated record. The coding region runs from base 5583 to 9929 and encodes 1448 amino acids.
GCCAACCAAGCAGUCAUCAAUGUACCGUAAGUAAAGCAGGAUGAGUUCAUUGGUUCAUCCCUGCCUUUUGCCUUCAUCAGCAAAUUCCAGUCCAAUGUGUACACUAUGCUUUACAUCAGUAGGGCAUGCAUGCGCUGUUAAGAGCGACUACAGUUCCAUUUGAUGGUUAGUACGAGCCGGAAUUUACAGUGGCCUCUGAACCUUUCAGGAGGAUCGGCUGACCCGAUAACCCGAUAACCCUUGGAUUGUUCAAGGGCUCACUGGUGCUGGGCACCUGUGUUGCUUGCCGUCCGACCAGUCGCAAGGCACCUGCGACACCUCAAAAGCAGGUCCCACCGAGAUUUGAACUCGGAUCGCUGGAUUCAGAGUCCAGAGUGCUAACCAUUACACCAUGGCACCGUCGCAUGGCUUCCAGAGACAGCUGUCGAACACGGUCUUACAUGCCAUCAACAUGUAUGGUUGUUACUGUGCACACAACAAGAGACGGUAGGCACUAAGAAAUACCAGUGAAACAGACGACCGCAUGAAAAAGCAACUUUAACUGGCUGUCUAAAGUAACGUGGUCAGCUACGAGGGCUGAGGCUGAGAGCAGCAUGUUCAUUCUUUGCUGAGAGCAACACGUGCAAAAAGCAGGAGUCAGAGGCCACACAAACGGCACCGUCUCAGUUUAGCGUGUCAGGCACGCCCGCCGUACUACGAGCACAGUGUUUUAUUGUCUUCAUGCCGCCUGCCGUGUAAAGACUUGAUGAGUAAUCUCUGUCAGCAUCAUGUGGCAGACAACAGUGGCAGGGAAAAGCACGUCAUGUCAGAAGUGGGAUUCGAACCCACGCCUCCAGGGGAGACUGCGACCUGAACGCAGCGCCUUAGACCGCUCGGCCAUCCUGACUAGAUGGGCAGCACGGUCACAGGGCGCGGCACGCCGACACGGUCACGUAACAAACCUUUUGGCUCCAUUCAGGGUGCAGACUGCUACUGUUUUCACCUGGCAACAACAAGAACAACCUUUUGGGCUGGAGGACGAAGACAUCGCUCCUUGCAGUGGGGAGGAAGACUAAUGGAAGGCCAAAGCAGUUUCUACAAAAAUCCAGUUGCAGGUACCUGGCUUUGCUCAUGUGUACAACUUGAGUACCAAUUGCUCUGCUGAUAUUACUAGUCCUUUAGUUUGUGAACACAGCUUUGGCUUAGCUGAGGUUUCUGGUCGCUUGGACUUGAGCUCAGUCCUGUUACAGAGCAGUAUCUAUCGCAACAGUAGGUAGGCUGAAGUCAAGUGAGAAACAUGUUCACAACUGCGUGCGCAACCUUCAAGCUGGUUCCAUGGUGUAAUGGUGAGCACUCUGGACUUUGAAUCCAGUGAUCCGAGUUCAAAUCUCGGUGGGACUGCGAAGAUGUUAGAUGUUUGUACAGCACACUGUCUUGUUUGAGUGGCAGUUGCAAUAUUGCCUCCUCUUUGUCAUACGCUAAAUUGAGACUUCUGAAAUGCUUUGUUUCGGACUUGGUUCCAGAAUGCGUUCCUGCAGCUUCACGACCGUCCCACACCUACUCCUUACGACUGGCCACUUUCUGAUAAGUGCGGCAAUCUCCACUGGAAACAACAGCAACGCAUCAAAGUGUUUCCGCCCAGUUUCGAACUGGGGACCUUUCGCGUGUGAGGCGAACGUGAUAACCACUACACUACGGAAACCGGUGCUUUGGUCACAGUUGGUCGAUGAUUCAUGUCAUGCGCUCGAUCCCCGGUGAGUCUUGAUGCUGCGCAGCGGUGUAGUCCAGUUUCCUGUUGUGGCUAUUUUCAGAUUUUUCCCCCACCCAGCUUUGUGCACAGCCAUCCUGAAGGAAGCCCCCGUAAGCGCCACCGCCCUCAUCAACACAUACAGUCUGCUCACACAGAUAUUUGAGAGCAUCGUGAAAGACUGCGUAUGUGUUUAAUACACAACGAAGGCACGAAAAGCCAUCAAGAGGAGACGAAUGCACCAGCCCUCAGUUGCUCUUAUUAUGUGACAACGAUCAAUAUCUAACACAAGAAAGAGUUCAACCCAACUGCUUGGCACCGGCUGCGACCCUGCCUCCCACAAUGCGCUUUUGUGGGCUCUUCAGUAAAGGGGGAACUAAGGCUCCGGACCUGCUGUGUGUCGUAUAUUGGACCCCAUAGUUGGCCAUGCCUCCCUCGGAAUGUCUGCACUGUCCUGGUAAAGACAGGAAGACCGCGGCCGUGUGCCAGGGGCCACAAGGGCACGCGUCCUCGUUAGUAUAGUGGACAGUAUCUCCGCCUGUCACGCGGAAGACCGGGGUUCGAUUCCCCGACGGGGAGACUUAUGCUUCCUACCAGCAGCUAAUUGUUUUACCCACAAGGACAGGGGCUUCAAGCUCGUGCUGCUCUCCAGCCGAGGUGAGCUGAGGAAGGGUUAACCUUCCCUACUACAAUGGAGGCAAUCUAAAUCAAAUUGCCAACCAAGCAGUCAUCAAUGUACCGUAAGUAAAGCAGGAUGAGUUCAUUGGUUCAUCCCUGCCUUUUGCCUUCAUCAGCAAAUUCCAGUCCAAUGUGUACACUAUGCUUUACAUCAGUAGGGCAUGCAUGCGCUGUUAAGAGCGACUACAGUUCCAUUUGAUGGUUAGUACGAGCCGGAAUUUACAGUGGCCUCUGAACCUUUCAGGAGGAUCGGCUGACCCGAUAACCCGAUAACCCUUGGAUUGUUCAAGGGCUCACUGGUGCUGGGCACCUGUGUUGCUUGCCGUCCGACCAGUCGCAAGGCACCUGCGACACCUCAAAAGCAGGUCCCACCGAGAUUUGAACUCGGAUCGCUGGAUUCAGAGUCCAGAGUGCUAACCAUUACACCAUGGCACCGUCGCAUGGCUUCCGGAGACAGCUGUCGAACACGGUCUUACAUGCCAUCAACAUGUAUGGUUGUUACUGUGCACACAACAAGAGACGGUAGGCACUAAGAAAUACCAGUGAAACAGACGACCGCAUGAAAAAGCAACUUUAACUGGCUGUCUAAAGUAACGUGGUCAGCUACGAGGGCUGAGGCUGAGAGCAGCAUGUUCAUUCUUUGCUGAGAGCAACACGUGCAAAAAGCAGGAGUCAGAGGCCACACAAACGGCACCGUCUCAGUUUAGCGUGUCAGGCACGCCCGCCGUACUACGAGCACAGUGUUUUAUUGUCUUCAUGCCGCCUGCCGUGUAAAGACUUGAUGAGUAAUCUCUGUCAGCAUCAUGUGGCAGACAACAGUGGCAGGGAAAAGCACGUCAUGUCAGAAGUGGGAUUCGAACCCACGCCUCCAGGGGAGACUGCGACCUGAACGCAGCGCCUUAGACCGCUCGGCCAUCCUGACUAGAUGGGCAGCACGGUCACAGGGCGCGGCACGCCGACACGGUCACGUAACAAACCUUUUGGCUCCAUUCAGGGUGCAGACUGCUACUGUUUUCACCUGGCAACAACAAGAACAACCUUUUGGGCUGGAGGACGAAGACAUCGCUCCUUGCAGUGGGGAGGAAGACUAAUGGAAGGCCAAAGCAGUUUCUACAAAAAUCCAGUUGCAGGUACCUGGCUUUGCUCAUGUGUACAACUUGAGUACCAAUUGCUCUGCUGAUAUUACUAGUCCUUUAGUUUGUGAACACAGCUUUGGCUUAGCUGAGGUUUCUGGUCGCUUGGACUUGAGCUCAGUCCUGUUACAGAGCAGUAUCUAUCGCAACAGUAGGUAGGCUGAAGUCAAGUGAGAAACAUGUUCACAACUGCGUGCGCAACCUUCAAGCUGGUUCCAUGGUGUAAUGGUGAGCACUCUGGACUUUGAAUCCAGUGAUCCGAGUUCAAAUCUCGGUGGGACUGCGAAGAUGUUAGAUGUUUGUACAGCACACUGUCUUGUUUGAGUGGCAGUUGCAAUAUUGCCUCCUCUUUGUCAUACGCUAAAUUGAGACUUCUGAAAUGCUUUGUUUCGGACUUGGUUCCAGAAUGCGUUCCUGCAGCUUCACGACCGUCCCACACCUACUCCUUACGACUGGCCACUUUCUGAUAAGUGCGGCAAUCUCCACUGGAAACAACAGCAACGCAUCAAAGUGUUUCCGCCCAGUUUCGAACUGGGGACCUUUCGCGUGUGAGGCGAACGUGAUAACCACUACACUACGGAAACCGGUGCUUUGGUCACAGUUGGUCGAUGAUUCAUGUCAUGCGCUCGAUCCCCGGUGAGUCUUGAUGCUGCGCAGCGGUGUAGUCCAGUUUCCUGUUGUGGCUAUUUUCAGAUUUUUCCCCCACCCAGCUUUGUGCACAGCCAUCCUGAAGGAAGCGCCCGUAAGCGCCACCGCCCUCAUCAACACAUACAGUCUGCUCACACAGAUAUUUGAGAGCAUCGUGAAAGACUGCGUAUGUGUUUAAUACACAACGAAGGCACGAAAAGCCAUCAAGAGGAGACGAAUGCACCAGCCCUCAGUUGCUCUUAUUAUGUGACAACGAUCAAUAUCUAACACAAGAAAGAGUUCAACCCAACUGCUUGGCACCGGCUGCGACCCUGCCUCCCACAAUGCGCUUUUGUGGGCUCUUCAGUAAAGGGGGAACUAAGGCUCCGGACCUGCUGUGUGUCGUAUAUUGGACCCCAUAGUUGGCCAUGCCUCCCUCGGAAUGUCUGCACUGUCCUGGUAAAGACAGGAAGACCGCGGUCGUGUGCCAGGGGCCACAAGGGCACGCGUCCUCGUUAGUAUAGUGGACAGUAUCUCCGCCUGUCACGCGGAAGACCGGGGUUCGAUUCCCCGACGGGGAGACUUAUGCUUCCUACCAGCAGCUAAUUGUUUUACCCACAAGGACAGGGGCUUCAAGCUCGUGCUGCUCUCCAGCCGAGGUGAGCUGAGGAAGGGUUAACCUUCCCUACUACAAUGGAGGCAAUCUAAAUCAAAUUGCCAACCAAGCAGUCAUCAAUGUACCGAGGAUCGGCUGACCCGAUAACCCUUGGAUUGUUCAAGGGCUCACUGGUGCUGGGCACCUGUGUUGCUUGCCGUCCGACCAGUCGCAAGGCACCUGCGACACCUCAAAAGCAGGUCCCACCGAGAUUUGAACUCGGAUCGCUGGAUUCAGAGUCCAGAGUGCUAACCAUUACACCAUGGCACCGUCGCAUGGCUUCCAGAGACAGCUGUCGAACACGGUCUUACAUGCCAUCAACAUGUAUGGUUGUUACUGUGCACACAACAAGAGACGGUAGGCACUAAGAAAUACCAGUGAAACAGACGACCGCAUGAAAAAGCAACUUUAACUGGCUGUCUAAAGUAACGUGGUCAGCUACGAGGGCUGAGGCUGAGAGCAGCAUGUUCAUUCUUUGCUGAGAGCAACACGUGCAAAAAGCAGGAGUCAGAGGCCACACAAACGGCACCGUCUCAGUUUAGCGUGUCAGGCACGCCCGCCGUACUACGAGCACAGUGUUUUAUUGUCUUCAUGCCGCCUGCCGUGUAAAGACUUGAUGAGUAAUCUCUGUCAGCAUCAUGUGGCAGACAACAGUGGCAGGGAAAAGCACGUCAUGUCAGAAGUGGGAUUCGAACCCACGCCUCCAGGGGAGACUGCGACCUGAACGCCAGCAGCCGCUGGAUCGUCUGUUUAGAAUUCUGUAAUGUUGAAGAUUACGGCCAAUGGCAUCUCGCUAUUCCAACAUUCUCCAACAUUCUCCAACAUUCUGGACCAAUCGCGUUGGCGAAUUCUUCCCAGCGUUCAACAUUUGACCAAUGACAGCGCAGCAAUGUUAGAGCCGAGGGAGGCGGGGCGAGGGUAUCCUUUCGCCAUUUCGGGUCACUGUCAUUACGUCCGAAAUUUUCCACUCGCUACAUGUAUCGAAAUGGCAAUGUCUUCCAAGACAAAAUCGCACAAGGCAAUGUCCGACUCAGAGUGGAUGUCCCGUCUGAGAAGGUUUGCCAGCACUGGGUCCUGGCCUGCAGGUGAAGGCAACAGACCUGCUCCCAGGCAGAAGAAAUGGUUUGAGCUGUAUCAGAGGAUUGAGAAAUGUCCGAUGCAGACUCAUGGACAGAGGUCAUUGUUUGGGCAAGAGAGGAAGUGCCAAUGUGGAUUUCAUCAACCAAAGCCAUCCACACCAAGUGUUGCUCCGCGGACUGGAGGGCAACCAGCUGCAGCUGUGGGUCAAGUCCAAGGCCCUGUGGGGCAACAGAUUGCAGCAGCAGGGGACCCUGUCCAGAGGGUAGCAGCUGGUCCUCUGGUGGGUUCCGUAGCUGUUCAACAGGCUCCACCAUCCAGUCCAGCCCAGAGUGCUCCAGUAGUACCAGGACUGAGACCUGAGGGCCAAAAGACACGACCCAUUUUGAGUUUGGCAAUGUUUACUAAGCCAAGAUUUGGUGGAGCGCAUGUUGCUGCUGCAAAACCAAAUCUUAGCAAAGCCAGAAGAGUAACCAAGACCCAAAUCACAGUCACAGACCCUGCUGAGGAAAGUACCAGUGCUCCUUCCAGCACUCCUGUCUCAGCUUCAACUUCUCAAGCAGAGAGCCAGGCGCCAGCACCUGUCCCCAGUCCAGCACCUGUCCCCAGUCCAGCACCUGUCCCCAGUCCAGCACCUGUCCCCAGUCCAGCAGCUGUGGUUGCCACUGUGUCUUCUGCUGCUGACACUAGGACAGAAGCACCAGCUUCAACCUCCCCCCUGCCCCGUUUGUGGUCAGAAGGUUUGCCGCCCGAAGACCACAAAUGGAUUGAAAAAUCUAUCCUGAGGACGGGGCCAAAAGGGAGACUGCAGCUUCAGGACCAUCUGAAGCUGUGGCACUUUCCACCUCAGCCGAGUCACCUGUACAACCAGGCUCCAGCACCAGACCGCUUCUUUGCCCAUCCACUGUUUGUAUGGAUGCCAUACAAGUUGUGGAAGGUGAAAGUGGUCUGUCCUAAUGCAGCCUGUCAACAGCACCAACUCACAGGAGCAGGGCUGCAUAAGAGGGCACGGCGGGUCCUUGACGUGGACAGGACCUACAAUAUGGUGACAGAGACACUGACCUGCACCAAAUGUAGAGCCACCCACGUGUCUUGGAGCCAAACUGUCCUCAGGCAGCUGGACUUGGCUCACAGGUCUGAAUUCCGGGUGAUCCUGACCCAGAAAUAUGCCUGUGACAUCCGGGUGAUCCGCUUCCUGCGGGAGAGAGGUCUGGGUAACAGUCCAACACGGGUUGUUAAGCAGCUGAUGGAAAACCACUCUGAGGAGUGGCUGCAUCGGGUUGCCAGGUACACCACAGAGUGUGUGGACUUUCAGCAGCGCCCCGGACUGCUGCCCAUGACUUUCCCUGAGCCCCCUGAGCCUUCUGUGGUGCCAAGCUGCAAGUGGCUCCUGUCUGUCUACAGCCAGGACAUCUUGACAAGGCUCGAGGACAUCAAGGCCAGGAUAACAUCCACCUUUGGCACAAUUUUAAAGAUGGACUCGACCAAAAAGAUCACCAAGAAGCUUGCCGGCACGGCUAAAGGGACAGCUCUCUGGCUCACCUCCGUGGGGAAUGAGCAUGGUCAGAUUCUGAUCAGUGUGCUGACCGCUCAGGAGGGAGCUGGCCUGGACAUGAUGGCAGCAGACCUGGUACAGCGUUACCAGAAAGCUGGUGUCCAUCCCCCUGUUGCCCUGUAUGUGGACUGUGGCUGCUGCUCCAACGCUGGGGAGACCAAGCUGGAGGCCAGAUUCGGUGGGUGGCCUGACCUCAUCGUCAGGCUCGAUAUCUGGCACUUCAUGCGCAGAAUUGCCCUGGGAUGCGCAACAGAUGCUCAUCAGUUGUACCCGGUCUUUAUGUCACGCCUGUCAGCGUGCAUAUUUGAGUGGGAUGCAGCUGAUUUAGCUCUGUUGCGCGAAGCAAAAAAACAGCAGCUUCAGUCCCAGGGCAUGGCAGUCACAGAUCAGGACAUCAACAGGCAUCUGUCCAGGGGGGAGCUGGCCCUCCAUUGUCGGAGGAGAACCCGGGGUGAAGAGGCCACCACCCAGAUGCUGGAGGAGCUGCUGCAGGGGCUGACGGGGACCAGUGGCAACGACUCUCUUGGAGUUCCCCUGUUUGACAUGGACAGGAUGGAGCACAUCUGGCAUGUCCAAAGCAAGCACAUCAAAUGCAUCCAGGACCCGCCAGGUGUGUCUCUCUACACAAAAACAGGGGAGCUCACUAAGGGAGGUGUGCGGUUGCCCACAUUCAGGUGCGCCAGGGGCUCUACAUCUUUGGAGUCCUUUCAUUUGCACCUCAACCGCUUCAUCCCAGGAACCAGUGCCAACAGCCUGAAUUUUCAGGUUUACUUGCUUGAAGGACUCCAUAGGUGGAACCAGGACCGUGGUAGUGCUGCCCUGUCGGCUGGACCAUCUGCUUUCCGCAGCUACUCGGGUGACCUGCUUCACUGUGUGAACAGGAACUAUGAGAAGCUGUUUGGCAGGAAGGUGGUCCCAGAGUUCUGUCCACCCUCCCCUUACACUGGAGAGCUCAUAGGGCUGCAGUAUCUGUUCCGGCAGACUGGUCAGGCACUGCAGGAUAUGCACCCUGAUUCGGAGGAGACUGCUCAGAUGGUGGAGGAGCAUAAUGUGGAGGACAAUGAGGAGGAAGAUGAGGGGUUUGCCGAAGCAGCAGAGGACCCAACAGUGCUGGACCAGGAAGCUCUCCAUGCCCCUGCCACUCUGACUCCUGGCCUGAGCUCUAGUGUGUCCACAGCUCAGCUCACCUCCUCCACAACAGCUCCUUGCAGUUCCUCCAGCCAAGCUUCGAGCACCUCCUUCAUCCCAGCUCCUAGCACCUCCUUCGGGACAGCUCCCAGCCCACUGGCCAUAGCUCCCUCUCCUGGCCCAUCUGCAGUAGCCUCUGCUUCGUCAUCUCUGGUCUCAACUUCAUCCUCUGAGACUGGAGUUGAUAUGCAGCCUCAUGAUGAUGAUGUGGCUGUGGACGAGCAGAAUGUCCCUGGCUACCAGAACGUGGACAGACUCGCUGAGUUUUUGGUGGAGCUUCGGAGUCAGACGUCCCUGUGUCUCACCAACCAGCAGGCCAGCACCAUCAAAGGCCUGUGGGACAGCCUCAACGAGCGGGACAGGCAGCGGGUGGUAUAUGCUGCUCGACACCAGGACAGGCUCCUGACUGGAAGGUUUAGAACACCGAAGAAGCCCUCAACCACGCCUGGUGUGGAGAGCACUGCCCGCUGCCUGUUAGGUGCAAGUAGCGCGCCUGCUCAGUGGCCUAACUGCUGUCGGUUGGUGGAGAACAUUUUCAUUCGACUCUGCAGCAUUCACCAAGGCCCAGUGAGGAGAGGGAAGACAGCUGUCUCGAGGUGGUCCCUUAUCUUGAGGGAUUACCACAGGAUAAGGCAGCUGGUGCUAGGGAACUCUCUGGUGAUGCAGCAGACAGCCAUUCAGCUGGUGGAGGUCAACCAGAACACCCUGAUCCAGUGGUUCAACUCCAGGCAGAAGAGACAGGAACUGUCUGUGCUGCUUCAGGGUGCCGUCCUACCUCCAGCCAUCUCUGAAUCUGCAGAGCCUCUUCAGGAGGCAAGAGUGCUAGCUGCUCAGCCUGCACCAGCGCAGCAGGAGCACCAGUACUGGCUGCCAGAGAGCACAGCUGGUCAGGCACAGCAGAGGCAGAGGGGUCCUAGUCAGGUCCCCCGCACCAUCUUACCGAAAACACCGGGCAAGAGGCCUCUGUUUGCCGGCCCCCCAGCACCAGCACCCAGUCUGACAACCCAGUUUGUCUCUCCACCUGGACAAAAUGUCAGACUAAUACAAGUGCCAGUUAUAUAUCCUGUGGCAGUUUUCCCUCAGACAGGUGCAGCUACAAGCCAAGAAGAAGCCCCACCCAAGAGGCCAUACAGGAGGACGGUGGAGGCUAACACCUGCAAAAAGUGUGGCCAGUUCAGGAAUGCCGAAACUGGCCACAGCCAGUACUAUGGCAAAGUGUACUGCCCUGAGUUUGAGACCCUCACCAAACAGCAGUGGCUGGAGGAAAUGAGGAAGAAAUUCCAGAAGUAGGCUGAUCUUGUAAAUAAUAACUAAAAUGGCACACUAAAUUAAAACUGUAAAAAUUGUAUAUAGUUGUAAGUAUUUAUGUUUAUUUUUGUUGUUUUGUAAGUUAUGAUAGUGUGCAAUAAAUUGUUAUAUUUUCUACAAACAAACACAA